Molecule: messenger RNA, 333 nt
Organism: Kuraishia capsulata CBS 1993
Lineage: Eukaryota; Fungi; Ascomycota; Pichiomycetes; Pichiales; Pichiaceae
Exons: 1
Coding region: 1-333 (110 amino acids)
Biological process (GO): mitochondrial respiratory chain complex IV assembly
Cellular component (GO): mitochondrion; mitochondrial intermembrane space; respiratory chain complex IV
Source: RefSeq, a predicted model, not a curated record
AUGGGACUAUUCAGAUCCGAUCCAGUGAUCCCAGACCCUCCAAACAGAUCUAAACGUGAAAAGUGUUGGGAGUCUAGAGACCUCUUUUUCAGCUGCCUAGACAGGAUAGACGUGGUGAACCCGUUGGAUAAGAAGCACGAUAAGAUUAUUGCUAAGGAGUGUUCGAAGGAGAACAAGCAAUAUGAGACUGAUUGCGUUGCCUCAUGGGUCAAAUAUUUCAACCAGAAGAGGCCCUUCGACAUAAAGAAGGAGAGAAUGUUGAAAGAGGCUGAAGAGCAAAACGCAGAAGUGAUCCAAAUGCCCGGCUACCGUCCAGGUGCUAUUGGUAAGUGA